Molecule: messenger RNA, 1511 nt
Organism: Suncus etruscus (white-toothed pygmy shrew)
Lineage: Eukaryota; Metazoa; Chordata; Mammalia; Eulipotyphla; Soricidae
Gene: SELENBP1
Product: selenium binding protein 1
Exons: 12
Coding region: 81-1499 (472 amino acids)
Molecular function (GO): selenium binding; protein binding
Source: RefSeq, a predicted model, not a curated record
CCACCAGCACCGCCGCUUUCCACUUCAGGCACCCUGGGCAGUAGGUGUCAGAGCCAAGACCGCAGUGUCCAGCGCACAGCAUGGCUACAAAAUGUGGCAAAUGUGGACCCGGCUUUGCGACCCCUCUGGAGGCCAUGAAAGGCCCCAGGGAAGAGAUUGUGUAUCUGCCAUGCAUCUACCGAAACACCGCCACGGAUGCCCCAGAUUACCUGGCCACUGUGGAUGUCAACCCCGAGUCUCCCCAGUACUGUCAGGUCAUCCAUCGGCUGCCCAUGCCCUACCUCAAGGACGAACUGCACCAUUCAGGCUGGAACACGUGUAGCAGCUGCUUCGGGGACAACAGCAAAGCACGCACCAAGCUAGUAUUGCCCAGCCUCAUCUCCUCCCGUGUCUACGUGGUGGACGUGGCCACUGAACCCCGAGCUCCCAAGUUGCACAAGGUCAUCGAACCCAGUGACAUCCAUGCCAAGUGUGACCUGGCCUAUCUCCACACCAGCCACUGCCUGGCCAGUGGGGAGGUGAUGAUCAGUGCCCUGGGGGACCCCAAGGGCAACAGCAAAGGAGGAUUUGUUUUGCUGGAUGGAGAAACAUUCGAGGUGAAGGGGACCUGGGAGAAGCCAGGGGGUGCCGCACCCAUGGGCUACGACUUCUGGUACCAGCCACGACACAACGUCAUGAUCAGCUCGGAAUGGGCGGCUCCCAAUGUCAUCCGUGAUGGCUUCAACCCCGCAGAUGUGCAGGCGGGAAAGUAUGGCAGCAAUCUGCAUGUGUGGGACUGGCAGCGCCACGAAAUUGUGCAGACGGUGCCACUGCAAGAUGGGCUCAUUCCCCUGGAGAUCCGCUUCCUACACAACCCUGCAGCAACCCAGGGCUUUGUGGGCUGUGCUCUCAGCUCCAACAUCCAGCGCUUCUACAAGAAUGAGAGUGGCACAUGGUCCGCAGAGAAGGUCAUCCAAGUGCCCCCCAAGAAAGUGAAAGGGUGGAUGCUACCAGAGAUGCCCGGCCUCAUCACGGACAUCCUCCUGUCCCUGGAUGACCGCUUCCUCUACUUCAGCAACUGGCUGCAUGGAGACGUGCGACAAUAUGACAUCUCCAACCCAAAGCAGCCACGCCUCACAGGACAGAUUUUCCUUGGGGGGAGUAUUGCCAAGGGAGGGCCUGUGCAAGUGCUGGAAGAUCAGGAGCUGAAAUCUCAGCCAGAGGCCCUGGUGGUCAAGGGAAAACGGGUGCCCGGAGGCCCACAGAUGAUCCAGCUUAGCCUGGAUGGUAAGCGCCUCUACGUCACCACAUCACUGUACAGCGCCUGGGACAAGCAGUUUUACCCCGAUCUCAUCAGGGAAGGCUCUGUGAUGCUUCAAGUGGAUGUUGACACAGUGAAUGGUGGUCUGAAGCUGAACCCCAACUUCCUAGUGGACUUUGGAAAGGAGCCUCUCGGGCCAGCCCUGGCCCAUGAGCUCCGCUACCCAGGAGGUGACUGCAGUUCCGACAUCUGGCUCUGAAGCAUCACCCCC